Messenger RNA from Penicillium arizonense, 1248 nucleotides. RefSeq lists its product as uncharacterized. The record is from RefSeq and is a predicted model, not a curated record. NCBI's taxonomy places the organism in Eukaryota, Fungi, Ascomycota, Eurotiomycetes, Eurotiales, Aspergillaceae. Gene Ontology annotation, molecular function: transmembrane transporter activity. The transcript is spliced from 3 exons. Bases 1 to 1248 code for a protein of 415 amino acids. Gene Ontology annotation, biological process: transmembrane transport. Gene Ontology annotation, cellular component: membrane.
AUGCCUCUCAAAAGAUCUACGGCUAACUGGGAACCAGAGGUGCCGAGUAAUAUACUGCUCAAGUCUUUCACUCGGCCUUCCUAUUACUUGGGCAUCUUGAUCGUCAGUUGGGGAAUCAUUAUGACCUUGACCGGUGUCGUGCAAAACUUUGGGGGGCUACUAGCUGUGCGAAUUCUGCUGGGAACAUUUGAGGCUGGAUUCUUUCCCGGUGCUGUCUACUUAUGUUCGCUGUGGUAUAUGCCGAGGGAUCUCGCGACCCGUAUAUCGUUGUUUUAUUGUGCAAGCGCUUUGUCUGGUGCAUUUUCUGGUCUUCUCGCAGCAGGAAUCGCAAAGAUGGAUGGGGUUGGUGGCUAUGAAGGAUGGCGGUGGAUCUUCUUGCUCGAAGGAUUACUAACAGUAAUCCUGGGGGUGUUAUGCUUUUUCUUUCUUAUUGAUUCCCCCAACCUAUCCAGAAAAUGGCUUGAUAACGAUGAGAUUCGCUACCUGGAAUUACAGCACUUCAUCAAAGAAGGCGGGAAGUUCAAGGAGGAACAGAAGAGAACUUCGUGGAGAGAUAUCCGAGCUGUGAUGUUGAACUGGAGAAUGUAUCUGCUAGCUUACAUUCUGCUAUGUCAAUCUGCCUGUUCCUAUGGAACAAAAUUUACACUCCCUACCAUCACGAAAGGAAUGGGAUUCGAAGGCACCAAUGCACAACUUAUGACGGUUCCUCCCUACGUUGCUGGUGCCAUAUCCGCAGUCUUUUUUUCAACAUUGUCUGACCGGUUUUACUGGCGUAUGCCAUUUGUUGUAGCUCCGCUACUUCUCAUUGUUACCGGCUACUCUAUCAUUAUGGGCCUUAAGGGUCAACUCCAAGCUCACAUUGGGCCAGGCUUCUUCGCAAUCAUUCUGACCUGUAUGGGUAUUUACCCAACUCAUCCUGCGACAACUUCAUGGACAAUGAACAACUUGGCACCAUCCAAUCGCCGUGCUAUUGGAAGCGCAUUCAACAUAUGUGUCGGCAAUAUAGGAGGGAUAAUUGGAAGUUACAUGUAUCUUGAUCGCGAGGGUCCCACCUAUCCUACUGGCUUUGGCUUAUCGUUAGCCUUUGGCGGGUCAGCUCUUGUGGCAGCUUUGAUUCUUGAAAUCUCGUUCGUUUAUGCCAAUAAACUUAACGGCAUGAUGAGCGAGUCCGAAAUACGGGACGCGUACAGCGAUGAACAGCUUCUGGAGAUGGGAGACAAGUCCCCACUUUUCAGGUAUACCCUGUGA